This is a messenger RNA of Suillus fuscotomentosus, 352 nucleotides long. RefSeq lists its product as uncharacterized. The record is from RefSeq and is a predicted model, not a curated record. The transcript has 2 exons. Lineage: Eukaryota; Fungi; Basidiomycota; Agaricomycetes; Boletales; Suillaceae. The coding region runs from base 102 to 320 and encodes 72 amino acids.
UGACCCUUGUCAUCUAGAUCAUCCCUACAUUGCUUGCACCGAGGCCCGAGGAAGCUUUCAGAGGGGGUGACGGAUCAUAGCUCAUUGACCACCAGAAUGGUAUGCAAUCUUGUUUUCUCAAUCUUUCUAUAGCAAUCUGGAGGCUAGGCACGUGCGUUCUGAUAUCUCUGGCUGUUUCCAGAAACACCGAAGCUACCGGGCAGUUCAAGAUGCUCUUCUUGGAUGGAAUUAGAUAUAAUUGCAAGCAAGAUUACCAUCUCCUUGUCCGUGGCACUGUUUUCUGCUGUCAAUUUUUUUUGGAGGCGCCCACGAUGAGAUGAUGAUCAAACAUGAGUUGAACCGCGCAGAGAUC